AUUAUUAAGUGAUAAGUAAUUACUCAAGUAAAGGUAAGUUUAACUUCAACAUAAAAGUUAUUAAAUCAGCAAUUUGAACAAACAAAGAAGUUAUGUAAAAUGAAUAAGCUGUGAAUUGUGCGUAUUAUGGGCGUGAAACACUAAAGCUCUCGUUCGACGGGCUGUAUUUCCUGCGUAACUAACGUAAGUCCACCGGCAGGCGGCGCACAGUGGCAGGACAGUAACACUAGCCGUCGCCGACUGUCUACCUCAUCUUUCUAUAAACAACCCGAAACGACAUCGAGAGGUGGAGCCGCCGCGCUGACAACUGUCAAAAGACCCUUCCUGAUAAGAAGAGCUCUUCCGUCCUCAUAGCAUCUUGUCGUAUCGCUUUCGAAACCGUUAUAAGCCACACAGUUGAAGCGAGUAUACCGUAUAUUCCGAGUAAGUUAUACGACGUAUCUUUCGCUAUUCCGUUAUUGCGGAGCCUUUUCGGAUGAGCGGUUCGCACUUUGACAGGUUUUGACAGGCUGCAUGUCUUCCUGAAGACCCACUUAUAAGUGAGUGAUGUCAAGGCGAAGCACAAGGUUAGGUUCCAAAGGGACGACCUUUCCUGAUGAUGACGCUGCCAGCACCAGCUCCACUGAAACCACUGGCCAUGUCUCUUACAAAGAGAGCCCAACCAGGAUCUUCAAGAAGAGGACCGGUCGCAAGAGCACAGGGAGUGUUUCCCGUAAUUCCAGUCGCGCGAGCAGUGUGACUCCGAUACAGACCGGGCAACGCAGUGACCUCACUGCCACUGGAAAUAAAAAUGGCAUGCCUGUUGCUGGAUUCUCCUCUGGAUAUUCCUCUGCUGAGGAGCAUUAUGAUCAACCCAUAAAUUCAAACCCUGGUUUGACCCCAUCUGGAGCUGAACCGGGCUUUGGCAUUCGUGACGUGUUUCACUCUCCAGCUCAGGCUCUGGUUAUGCUCUACUGGUGGCUGGGCACUGCGUGGUACAGCCUCACCUCACGACUGUCUCUGAUCAAUGUGUUUCUGCUCAGCAGAUGCACAGCAGAUAUGAGAAAAGCUAUCCUACUGGUUCUCCUUCUCAUCUUUCUCAUUUUUGGAAUAUGGUACUGGUUCCCGUUUGCUUCUCGCUCUCCCGCUCAUGUGGUUGUUUCCAGGACUUCAUCUGUCAAACACACAGACAGACCUGUGAAAGCAACGUUUGAUGACCAACUCCAACAUGCCAGCCUGUCUAACUUGAAGGAUGAGAUCGCCAGCUUGCACGAAAGGGAGGAGAACCUGAUGAGAGACAUCGAACUACUGAAGAUGGAGAGCGCAAAACAGAAGGUCAAAUCUGAGAUGCUGGAAACGGAUCUGAGGUCUAUGAAUAAGCAGAUGAUGAAUGUCGAGUCUGAGCGCGGGCAGCGGAUUUCUGAGCUGAAGUCCAGUCUCUCAAGUCUUCAUUCAGCUCAGAACCUUCUCAAGGAAAGAGUUGAUGCUCAUGACACUCUCAACACCAACCUGAGAGCAGAGCUAUCCGAUUGGCUAAUAACAAACCUGAAAGAUCCAAGCUCACUGGACUCAACUAUAGUGCUCCGGCCUGAGCUGCAGAGGGCGCUAGAGGAUCUGGAGAAACGCAUACUAGAUAAACUAGUGCAUGAGAAAGAGAGCGGCAGAGACGUCUGGAGGACUGUGGGAGAGACGCUGCACCAGGAAGGAGCCGGAGCCGCCACGAUACAAGAUGUGAAAGAAAUCGUCCAGAGGGCAAUUGGUCUGUACAGGGCAGAUGGGAUUGGAUUGGCUGACUAUGCCUUGGAAUCUUCAGGUGCCAGUGUGUUAAACACUCGUUGCUCUGAGACAUAUAAGACCCGAUCUGCGUGUCUGAGUUUAUUCGGCAUUCCUCUCUGGUAUCAUUCAGAAAGCCCUCGUACUGUUAUACAGCCGGAGCUGUAUCCCGGGAAGUGUUGGGCGUUCCGAGGCUCCCAGGGUUUCUUGGUGAUCGCACUAUCUUACACAGUAAGAAUCACUCACGUCACACUCGAACACCUUCCCAAAGAGCUCUCGCCGACGGGACGCAUUGACAGCGCGCCGAAGGACUUCGCUGUCUACGGUAUGUCUAAUGAGACUGAAGUGGGAAAGUUGCUAGGGACAUUCAUGUACGACCAGGACGGAGAACCCAUUCAGACUUUCAAGCUUCCGGAAGCCUCAGAGAACUACAGCAUGGCAGAGCUGAGAGUCUUAAGCAACUGGGGUCACCUGGAAUACACAUGUGUGUAUCGCUUCAGGGUUCACGGAGAACCUUCACUCUGAAAGAUCAUUCACUCUUGGUUUACGUUAUGCAAAAAAAAAGCUCAAAUGCACUGGACUCUUAGAGAAAGAAUCAGACAGCUUCCUAAUGUACAAAUACCAAAAAAGCGCACACGUUCGACCGAUAUUAGAAUGAAGAUUGUUCGCCCUCUUAAUAAAUAUUCAGUUUGCAUUCCUCCAACAUUCAUUUUCAGGCAAGUGCUGAUAGGAGAUUUUAGUUUUUUAGUGAUUUAUUUAUUUAUUUUAUGCAAGAGGGCCAGGCUUAAAUGGAUAGUUCACCCAAAAAUUAAAAUUCACUCAUCCUCAAGUUGUUCCAAACCUUUAAGAUUUUGAAAAAAAUGGAAAGAAAAUACCAUGAGGAUCAACAGCCAAUACAUUUUUAUAAAAAUGUAUUGUUCAACAGAAGAAAGAAACUUGGAACAACUUGAGUAAAUGAUGACGCAAGUUUUCUUUUUGGGUGAACUAUCCCUUUAAGUUCUGUGCAACAGUAAAUAUGAUUUAUAAAGCCGGAUGAAGGACAAAAAGUGUCAUGCUUAGCUAGAAUUACUAUAAAGCAGCAUUUGUGUUGUUUUGCUCUGCCUUUUACAUUUGUUUUAACCUCACUAUUGUGUUUUGUAAUGUUUAUUCACGUCAUUGUAGAACCAUAUACCUCUUGAGAAGCUCGUAAUAGUUGAUUGUUUGGGUACGUCCUUAUGGAUCGACGCUGUUUGCUUUGAGCAGCGGUUGGGAUUGCACUCUGAGACUGUUGUUUUCCGCCCUGGUGACGAGUACACGUGUGUACGGUGUACGUCUCCUCUGCGGGACGGGGGAGGUGUGGAGUCAAACUCAGGUUUUGGGUUUUCAAACCAAAGUGCUCUUGAAGGUCACACUCUUGUCCUCUGUGUAUAUAUGUGCUUGAUCUCGAAUGCUUGUUCUCGAAUGCUUACUUAACUCCUUGAAGGUAUAUAUGUGCAUCGUUUUAUUUGAUUUAUUAGUAUUUUAUUUUGGCAUCCUUCUACAUUUCUCAUCAAGCUUAAUAGAGCUCUGAUGUUAAUUUGGCAAAGUUUACAUGAAGUUUCUGUAACAUUAUUUGAUAUUAUUUUGUAAAAAAAAUGUUGUUGUUUUUUUAAAUAAAUUUGAGAUGGUACACAA
Pimephales promelas (fathead minnow) is the source of this 3405-nucleotide messenger RNA. It is a transcript of the gene sun2, whose product is annotated as Sad1 and UNC84 domain containing 2. The record is from RefSeq and is a predicted model, not a curated record. Lineage: Eukaryota; Metazoa; Chordata; Actinopteri; Cypriniformes; Leuciscidae. Gene Ontology annotation, cellular component: nuclear envelope; meiotic nuclear membrane microtubule tethering complex. Gene Ontology annotation, molecular function: protein-membrane adaptor activity.